Messenger RNA from Spea bombifrons (plains spadefoot toad), 2482 nucleotides. Its product is annotated as S-adenosyl-L-methionine-dependent tRNA 4-demethylwyosine synthase TYW1-like. The record is from RefSeq and is a predicted model, not a curated record. The transcript is spliced from 16 exons. Gene Ontology annotation, biological process: wybutosine biosynthetic process. NCBI's taxonomy places the organism in Eukaryota, Metazoa, Chordata, Amphibia, Anura, Pelobatidae. Gene Ontology annotation, molecular function: catalytic activity; FMN binding; 4 iron, 4 sulfur cluster binding. The coding region runs from base 65 to 2338 and encodes 757 amino acids.
GUUUGCGGUUUAUAUUCCUCGAUAUAUAUUUUAAUUACUCCGUUACGGCAUCUGCUGGUCUAACAUGACGGGAAGGUUGUCUGUGUUUGUAGCGCUGGUGACGCUGGCGGCUGCGCAGCAUGUGGACGGUGAUUCACAUGAGACGUGGGAUUUCAUUUAUAAAAACUUGAUGCUGUUAUGGCUGAACAGGUUCUAUGUCUAUUAUGGUGCAGCAAUUGGCAUCACUAUCUGGCUCUGCGGUCAAUUUAUUACCAGGAGAAAGGGUGUCAAGUACUUGUCCCAGAAUGGCUCUCCCCUGUUGAAAACGGACCGUUCAGUUAAGGACAGUAAAUCUGAACCCAUGUCGAAGGAGGUUUUUGUUAGCGGUGUGAAAAUUUUCUAUGGCUCCCAGACUGGCACUGCAAAGGUGUUUUCAAAACUACUCGCAGAAGAUAUCACCAACCUGGGUAUACCUGUUGAAGUUAUAAACAUGAAGGAAUAUGAUCCAGAUGACCAUUUAGUGGAUGAGACUAAUAGCAAAAGUAUCUGUGUGUUCCUGGUUGCCACUUAUACCGACGGACUUCCUCCGGAGAGCGCAGAAUGGUUCUGCAAAUGGCUGGAAGAAGCCUCCAAUGACUUCCGCUUCGGGAAAACAUAUCUCAAAGGCAUGAGAUAUGCUGUGUUUGGAUUAGGGAAUUCUGUGUACAGCAGUCAUUACAAUACGGUUGGUAAAAACAUUGAUAAAUGGCUGUGGAUGCUGAGUGCCCUCCGUGUUAUGACUCGAGCUGAGGGUGACUGCAAUGUAGUAAAGAGCAAGCAUGGUAGUAUUGAAGCUGACUUCAGUGCCUGGAAAGCCAAGUUUUUGAGCAGGCUGCAAGCCCUUAUGAAGGGAGAGAAGAAGACCUGCAGUGGGAAGUGCAAAAAGGGAAAGUGCAAGUCAAAGAAGAGUUCCAGUACAGCGUCGGUGGAGGAAGAUGAAAAGAGGCACGCAGACUCGGAAAAUGAGCAGACAGAGGAGGAGCUGUAUGAAACAACCAGUGAGUCGGAGGCUGAAGGGGAAAGCGAAUCUGGAGCCAGUGGUCUUAUUGAUGUUGAGGAUUUGGGAACCGCUAUGAGUAGUAUGAAAAAAGCUAAGAGAGAACAGCACUUUACUGAUGUGGCUGGAAACCCAGGCAAGUCUCUGCAGAACAGUGAAACCAAGGAGAGCGAGGAACCGAGAGAAAUGAUUACCCCUGCUCUCCAGGAGGCCCUCACUAAACAAGGUUAUAGACUGAUUGGAAGUCACUCGGGUGUCAAGCUGUGCAGAUGGACCAAGUCCAUGCUACGGGGAAGAGGAGGAUGUUACAAGCACACUUUCUAUGGCAUCGAAAGUCAUCGCUGCAUGGAAACAACUCCAAGUCUGGCUUGUGCCAAUAAAUGUGUAUUCUGCUGGAGACAUCAUACAAAUCCAGUGGGAACAGAGUGGAGGUGGAAAAUGGACCAGCCUGAAAUGAUCGUAAAAGAGGCUAUUGAGAACCACCAAAAUAUGAUUAAGCAAUUCAAAGGUGUACCAGGAGUGAAACUGGACAGGUUUGAAGAAGGGAUGGCUGUCAAACAUUGUGCACUGUCCUUGGUUGGUGAACCGAUCAUGUAUCCAGAGAUCAACAGGUUCCUUCAGCUGCUUCACCACAAGGGAAUAUCCAGCUUUCUAGUUACAAAUGCACAGUUCCCCGAGGAAAUAAGGUGCCUGGAGCCGGUCACUCAGCUGUAUGUGAGUGUAGAUGCGAGCACUAAAGACAGCCUUAAGAAAAUUGAUCGCCCACUCUUCAAAGAUUUCUGGCAAAGAUUUCUUGACAGCUUGAAGGCUUUGGCAGAAAAGGAACAGAGAACUGUUUAUAGGCUGACCCUAGUGAAGGCAUGGAAUGUGGAUGAACUAAGAGCGUAUGCCGACCUGGUUACUGUAGGGAGGCCCGAUUUCAUUGAGGUCAAGGGUGUAACCUAUUGUGGAGACAGUUCUGCCAGUAAUUUAACCAUGGCAAAUGUGCCUUGGCACGAGGAAGUCAUCCACUUUGUACAAGAGUUAGCUGAUCUCUUACCAGACUAUGAAAUUGCUUGCGAGCACGAACACUCAAACUGUAUGCUGAUUGCCCAUAAGAAGUUCAAGAUUGACAGUGAAUGGUGGACUUGGAUUGAUUAUGAGAAGUUCCAAGAACUUGUCCAGGCUUAUGAGAAGAGUGGAGGCAGUCAAAAAUUCACCGCUCUGGACUAUGUGUCAAAAACUCCCAAGUGGGCUCUGUUUGGUUCCCAGGAGCGAGGAUUUGAUCCUGUGGAUACAAGAUUUCAAAGGAAAAACAAAACAAAGGACAUCUCUGGUUGUUAGCAUUUUUUGUAUUAUUUAAAUGUUUUUUUGCAGCAAACAUAUCAUGAGAAUGUACGGUUUUAUGUCAAAUUCCAAAAGGCCUCAAUAUGUUUUGGGUGAGAUUGCAAUAAAUUGAAAAGCAAGAAGCAAAAGUUAGCACAUAAG